GCUCGUGUUCACUGGCGCCCCCACAGUCGCUGGUCAGCGAGAAGGAAACGUCGAAACUUCGUGCGUUAGCAGCACAAGGCCGUCGUUGUGCGUGCAGUGAGAGCUGUAUCCGCGCCGAGCCACCGAUAUAUACGCGCUAGCAUUCGUGGUCACCGACGCACGGCGUGCUGUUUCCGCUGCGAGACUCCGACAUAGAGGCAAGAGAAAGAGCGUGCGCUCUCUGGCUACCCGACAUUCACCGUGUGAAUUCGCCGACGUAUAGAGAGUACCAGCGUUUACGUUCGUGAUAGUGUUUAAUCGCUGCUGUUUGUAUAUGCUGCUGGUGUGAGAUAAUCUACGGACUGUAUAUCAACGUGCAGGAGCCGAGUUAUCGUGUUAGCAAGACCGUUAUUGCGAAUUACGGGGAAAGUGUUCAGAAUGACCAUGGGCACAAAUUGGCCUGGUGUAUUUACUACAAUUCUGAUCAUCACUUGCCUGCAGGGAGCAGUGUAUGGAGGAAUCGGAGAACCGCCCUACGUCUUCGGCAAGCUGGUGCCCGUGGUGGAGGCGCGCGUCGGAGACACCAAGAAGCUACCGUGUCCCGUCGAAGGCUCGACGCCCUUCAUCACGUGGCAGAAGAACGGGGAGCAGGUGAAUCCGGUCACCUGGGGCAAGCGCUUCAAGAUCAUCCACCAGGGACUGCGCAUCAAGGACAUCGUGCCGGAGGAUGCUGGCCGCUAUCUCUGCAAGGCUGUCAACGGCUUCGGCACGCUGACGAUCAAUGUCACGCUGGCCGUGCUAGGCGAUGAUGAUCGGGACUACAACUACAAGUACAUUCCUCCAACAGAGAACAUGGUCCCAUCAUUGCCUGACACACCCGACAUAUCAGCAGAGGGUGCUAAGCCAGAGUUUACUGAGAGUGGUAGGACGCGGUCUCAGCACGUGAUGCACAAGAUAGGCACCAUCGUGCGGCUAAAGUGCACGGCAAAGGGCAAUCCCCCGCCGGACAUUGUCUGGCUGAAGAAUGACCAGGUGCUGCACCUAAACAAUGAGGACAAGCAGAGUGGUCGGUGGACUCUGGUUUUGGAGAGCAUACAAAUAGAAGAUAGUGGAACUUACACCUGCAGGGUUUCCAACAUCCAUGGUGCCAUCAACGCUACAUACACACUAGAAGUAGUAGAGAGAGUACGGCAGGAGAAGCCACUCAUGACGGGGGAGGAUCCCGUGAAUACCACAGUUGAGUACGGAGGCACUGCCUCCUUCCAGUGCAAGGUGAAGAGUGCCGUGAAACCUCACGUUCAGUGGUUGAAAGAGGUGAAAGAGGGAGAGAACGUCACCUCUACCCUAGAAGUUGGCAAUGACAAAUACAAGGUCCUUCCAGCUGGAGAAAUUCGGCAACUGGAGGAAGACGGACCAUACCUCAACAAACUGGUGAUAAGUGGUGUCACUGAAAAGGACUCGGGGAUGUACAUCUGCCUGGGAGCAAACGAGAAUGGUUAUAGCUUCAAAAGUGCAUUCCUAACAGUGCUAAGCCCGACGCUCUACGAGGAGGGUAUACCACUCGCGCUCAUCAUCGUCAUUCCCGUCGUGCUCGUGCUGCUGUUCGCUGCCGGUCUGCUGGUGUGCCGCUACCGCUGCACCGCAGCACCACCUAGCAGUGCUAAUGUCGCCACGCGGCCGCGCACCCAGCUGCAGCCCCCGAGCAAGACCGUGGCGGGUGCUGAGCGAACAUACUACAGUGAAGUACCGCAGGUUGUCGUGGCGACGCAGCCGAAGGUGCAUCGAAGCCUGCAUCCGCACAAGCAGCAGCAGCACCACUACUACCCGCGCACGUCGCCGCACCCUUACUACAGCGAUCAGAUGUCGCCGCACCCGUACGACAUGCAGUCUCAGCAGUCGCGGCAGAUCUACACCGACUUCUCCACCUAGCAAGCCGACCCGCUGCCGCGAGCGACUUCUGAUACUGCUACGCCGUGCGAAUACGCUGAGGGUUGGUUGAUACGGGUGUUCCUGAGGCGACUGACUGUUAGCGUUUGGAAGGAGCUACGUAUCAGUCAACCUGGCUAGGGUCGCAGGGUGUUGGAGCGACGCGCCACCCCACCGGCGACCUGGCCACCACGCGUCGUUGCUGGACUACUUACUUGCCUCACUUACUUAAAUGCCUGCUCGAUAGCGAGAGUCGUGGAUGGCCAGGCGGGCGGAAUAAGAUUAGUAGUUGAUUCUCAAGUAGCAAUACCCAGGCAUGUUUGUCAUUGCGGGGCCGACCACACUGCAGUCUCUGCCGUCGUCGUUACCUGCUCGACUUGGUGCACUUCAUAGUGUAUUAGUUUUAUCGCAGUUUACGACACGAAGGGUUCAUCGACGCAUCUUUUGUUGUUUUAUGCAAUAUUACUUCUAAAGAUUCGACUUUCUGCCAUCCAUCUCUCCCAACAUACUAUCGUGGCAGAUGCAGGAGUCGUGGUUGGCAAGGAAUUCGAAAGUCUUUGUUUCUGCAUUCAUCUGAAGGAUUUUCUUGAUGAGUAAUUUGAAUGUGGCUGUUCAGGGGAAGCAUGUGAAGGACUGAGCAGGCAACCAGCUUGACCUCUUCCUAAUGCAAACUGUGAUUUCGUGAUGCUUGGACGAUGACUGAAAAUGUUAUUAUGUGUUUGAUCUGCAGACAGAAGAGCAGUCCCAUAGACCAGGAAGUCCAUGUUCGUCUCUUAAGUCACUGACAGCUCUAGAUUAUGGUUGCAUUGAGAAUGUGGGCAUUGUUACAUAUCCUUAGUGUUUGCCGAAAUGAUCAGUUGUACUUGCCAUGGCGAUAUGCAAGGGGCGACCUCUUGUGGAAAGGUUCUGGUCAAACCAGCCAACUGGUCUAUGAGAUUGAAUUCGAACGAACUGAUAAUUUCUAAUAAUUGCAGUCUGUAGUUUUUUUUUUCAUUUAUAAUACUGAAGCGCUCCUUUGUUGGCACGUGUUAGUGCAUGGGGUAAAACUGUCCAGAAGCAGCAGUAUAGAUACAGAAGUCUUUGUACAGAGAUUUUACUAUAAGUAUUAUGUUCAGGAUCGGUGUCAAAUGGCUUUGGUCGUGAGGAGGUUUAAAUGUUACUGUUAAGUUCGCAAGUAUCCAUCUGGAAAGAAAAGUGUCUUACAUGUACCCUGCUGAUACGAGUUAUAUGGCCUGGACCGGCUUUAUGAAAAUAACACACAAAUACAUUGAUGUAUGAAAACCUUUAUUUGACAGCUUUGUCACAACAGUGUGCCUCGUGCGCAUAGACGUGCGGCUCGUAUCAACACGGACUAUGGGAGAUAGUUAUUGGUUUUUUAUGUAUAUUUUCUGUUAGUCGUAGGAGGAGGAUUACUACAAUGGCUACAUAUGGUAUUACUGAUGUACAUGGAUGUCUUUAUUUUUGCGUUAAAUUUCAUUAUGUUAUGUCUUGUAGUAGUGCAUGACACGUGUGUGGGGAAACCCCCGUAACAGUAGAUUUGUGAAGCCAUGUGACAGUGACUCUGAGCAUAUGCAUCACUUUUUGUACAGGCCCUUUUCAAGGGACGGAGGGCAUUAAAUUAAUGCCACCCCUUUUAUAUAUUAUAUCAAAACUAUGCAUUUUGUACAUAUGGUUUUAGGCGGAGACAUGUAAUUUAUUUCUGUGUUCCUUUCGUUGCUGUUGUUAAUGUUGUUGUUCUUGUUGUUGCUGUAGUCGUUGCUGGUGUUUACGUUCAUCGUUGGUGGCGUACGUGCAUGCGUAAUAUUCACGCGUUCACGCGUGUGUCGCGUCACCCCUCGUUGUCUUUUCUAACGUAGCAGCAGCGACCGCGUAUCAUGCAAUCAGGCGCGAGGCCGCGUCGGUCGUGCGUGGGCUGGUGAUUGUCGCGAGAUCGUGUCCCUGCGACAGUUGCCACGCGUGUGGAAGCAACUGAAGCUGGCGCGCAUAUACUCGGUUUUGCGAGCAAACGUGGUUCUUUUAGAAACGGUACGAACACAGGUGAAGCAAGUCGCACUCGCUUCUCUUCUCGGUAAAAGUUCCGAUCCACAAAAUGGUCGGAUUUUCCCGAUACGAGAUCAACCCGUUAUCCAAUGUUCGCCAAAGUAUGCGUGACCAGCGUCGUUGCUUGUAGAACGCUGUAUUGUUGUUUUAUUACAAUCCUGCGCAGUUUUUAAUAGGACUAGAAUUGUAUACGAAUUCAAUCAACAGACCCAUAACAGAAUUCGAUUUAUAGCCCCUUGGCAUCCUUAUAAUAUAUAAUGGGGAGAUCGAAUGUAACAGGCAUACGACAAUUUCACAUAUUAUACACGUAACGGAGCGAUAACAAUCGGAGAUUGUUCUACAUGAAUAAAGAGAAUCAGGUUUUGACGGAAUCCACACACAACUGUUGAGAAACAAGUAGAACGCGUUCCUUCACUAUUACCUCACAUCAUCCACUGCAGUACGCAUGUUGCCAGCAUGCAGAAUCUUGCCUCUCAAUAUUUGGAUGUACAGCACACGCUAACUACCCGAAUGGUAGCAGAACGACGUCGCCGCGUGUUAUAUAGUGUCGGCGCCGUCGUUGGUCUGUCGACUACAUGUCAGUGUGCAUGCAGGUGUGCGUGAUGUGCUUUGGUCCCUUCAUCUUUGUCCGGGGGCGUCGUCGAUGCAUCUGCCGUAAUCGCUCUUCUAUUGCGUUCGUUGCCUGAUGCCAAGGUGCCUUUAUUGCGUAGCUUGUAUGUAGUCAUUGCCUAGGUGCGCUGACUUCUUCAGACGAAGAUGGGCCCUAAUAAGGAUUAGCUUCCUAAAACUAUCGUCUUGUGAAUGCGCGCAAAAAAGGGUUAUGGUGACGCCUUCUAACGGUGUGCUGCAUGACAUUGCUAUUCUACAUCGCAUCGUAGAGUGGUGUACAUCGGGUGCCGUCGUUUCUCUGUGUAGAUCGCUUGGGAAGCAUGUGUGUGUCCUUACAAAAACGACGUUAGAAAAUCGCAUUGGAGGUGGGAUUAUGGCAUAAACAUUAUUUAGCCAUGCGAGAGGACGCGUAGACGUCAAUGAGUUGCCAGUAGUGUGACAUUGACUGUCGACUGUUCCCCUGUACACGUGAAACCAAGCGCCGGGUUGGCAAUACACCGGGUUUUUGCAUCCGACCUCAUCCCUCUAGUCCCUUGCGGAAGGAAGGAUACUAACACUUUAGGCGUCUCGUAUUACUCUGUUUGCUGAUAUGCGACUUCUGUUCGCAGCCAAGGUAGUAGCCAAGCGAUUUAUUGCAUUCGAACACAUGGCCACACGCUAAUGCGUGUUAUGGAAAUACACGUUAUGGUCGUCAAUGUUUAAAAUCGCCGAGAAUUGUACACGCUGUAUAAGUAAGGCCUAGUGUGUACGAUAAUGUGUUGAAACGCUAAAGUGAUGGUAUCCUAUCGAUAUGCAUUGCCACGUGCGUGUCUUUACUCCUCCGCAUUCGCUCUUGCAUAUCCGAAGGGCGUUGACAGAUUGCCAAUAGACUGCUGGUUAGAACUCAUCCGUUUACUUUUAAUUCUAUUGAAAAGAAUGAAAAUGGUUUAUAUCAAUACGAGCUUUUGUGCCUUUACUAAUCAUAUUUCAUCUAUUAGACGUUCUUUUGUUCAAGAAAUCAGAGUGCAAAAUCGUUAAUUGAACAAUAUUUUAAAUUUACGAGUUCUGGUCGUGAGUGUAAAUCAUGUUGCUUUCAUUUGUUUCAUGUGUUGUAAUCAUAUGUACGAACGAAAGAAGUGAUCAAUCAUUUUUGCAUGAAUACAGGGACUAUUUGUAUUACUAAGGAUGUAUACAGAAAUUGCUGCUGUAUAUGGUAUGUGUAAAGAAAGAUGUAGUAUUUAAAGCUACUUGCCCAUCUAACAGACCGUAUGCAAUACUGAGUUGGCCGGGUUAAUAUCAUUUAUCAUUAAUGUGUUUUGUUCACUAAGCGUAAUGAAAUCGUUUAUUCUCGCCCAGACGUGUAUUUUUUGGAGCCCGACCGGUACCGAACCUGCCAUCAUGGGCAUAGAGGUGUAGGAUAGUAGGAAUAUCCUAGUGUUAAGUUUUGUUGUUUAACGUGUAUUACAGGGAACCGCCCGCUAGAAAACGUGUUGAGUAAUCGUUCGGUCUGCUCGGUGGGCAAGUCUGUUUAGUUUUGUGCUGACCAUCAGCAUACUGUAUAAUUAUGUGAAAAUUUGUAUUAUAACAUUUGUCAAAAUAAACGACAUAACUAUA
Molecule: messenger RNA, 6147 nt
Organism: Priapulus caudatus
Lineage: Eukaryota; Metazoa; Priapulida; Priapulimorpha; Priapulimorphida; Priapulidae
Product: fibroblast growth factor receptor-like 1
Exons: 11
Coding region: 418-1908 (496 amino acids)
Cellular component (GO): plasma membrane
Molecular function (GO): fibroblast growth factor receptor activity; fibroblast growth factor binding
Source: RefSeq, a predicted model, not a curated record